Racocetra persica is the source of this 353-nucleotide messenger RNA. The record is from the annotation of a GenBank genome assembly. Lineage: Eukaryota; Fungi; Glomeromycota; Glomeromycetes; Diversisporales; Gigasporaceae.
UCCUGUUAGUAAUUCGAAUAAUGACACCGAUACAAAUGCUGUUCCACUUUUAAAAACAAUUAAUUAUGGUCGUAAGAUUAGUGGCUUAUUAGUUGUUCUCAUCAUCUUGGUGGCUGUGACAAAUUUUCCACAUUUUAAGUCUGCAUUGGACAAUCUAAAUGGUAGUUCUGUGAUUUCUUCUGCUACAAAUACAUUGUGUGAAACAUCAAUGGCUGUAACUACUGACAAAUUUUGGGAUAUUAUGAAUCCAGAUAAAAAAGAUCAAUAUGCUAUAAUUCAACCUACUAGGGAAUUGACUUUAUUUUAUAGCACCGAACAUGAUAGUGACAGAGAUACCUCCUAUUCAUUCGAUA